AUGAGCAGCCCCAAGUCUAAACAGACCUCUCCGGCCUCCAGUCCCAGGGCCCCUAACGACGACCAGCAAAAUGAAGGUCUAGAUAUAACGCAUCACUACCUGCUUCUACUCUUCGAUAAUAAGCUUUUCCAUGCACCUAUUGGCGAUAAUCCACAGAGAGUUUUGGACUUGGGAACCGGCACUGGCUUAUGGGCAAUAGACUUCGCCGACCAGUUCCCCUCCGCCCAAGUCAUCGGCACGGACAUCUCUCCCAUCCAGCCAGCGUGGGUGCCGCCCAACUGCGAGUUCUACAUAGACGACGCACAGCUCGAGUGGACCUGGGCCCCCGACUACUUCGACUACAUCCACAUCCGCGACCUCUAUGGCAGCAUCAGUGAUUGGUCUGCCCUCUAUAAGAGGGUUUACCGCCACCUCAAGCCUGGCGGCUGGUUUGAGGACGUCGAGCUCGAUAUCCGUGUCCACUCCGACGUCGUCACCGACCCCGAGCACAUCUUCUACCGAUGGAACCGUGUCUUCCAAGAUGCUGGCGAGAAGAUGGGCAAGACAUUCAAAAUUGCCAUUGGCUCGCGCAUGUCGGAUCUCAUGAACGAGGCGGGCUUCGUCGACGUUACUGAACGCAGGUUCAGGCUCCCCAUGAGCCCCUGGUGCCUCGACCCCAAGUUGAAGGAGGUCGGGCAGUUUGUGCAGAUGUUCAUAGACGGCGGUAUAGAGGGGUUUUCGCUAUACCUCUUGACGCAGGUUGUGGGCUGGAAAUACGAGGAGUGCCAGGUCUUCAUUGCCAAGAUGAGGCAGGCACUGAAGAAUAAGAAGCUCAACCCUUAUUAUGAGCUGACCUUGGUGUACGGGCGGAAACCCGAGGACGCAACUGCUGCUGCUUAA
This is a messenger RNA of Scedosporium apiospermum, 879 nucleotides long. RefSeq lists its product as uncharacterized. The transcript has 6 exons. NCBI's taxonomy places the organism in Eukaryota, Fungi, Ascomycota, Sordariomycetes, Microascales, Microascaceae. Bases 1 to 879 code for a protein of 292 amino acids. The record is from RefSeq and is a predicted model, not a curated record. Gene Ontology annotation, molecular function: methyltransferase activity.